AUGGUAUAUCCCGUAGUGCCGCUUUGCUGGAACGAGUGGGAUAACGCGGAGUACGUGGCCCGUCUCGAGUGUGAGCAACAGGCUUGCUCUCCUCUCAUCUCCCCCUCUGUCGACAUGGAAGACACAUUAAUCGGAGGCGUGGCGACAACAGCUCCUAAAUCAUCAUCCCACGCGCCGUCCACGAGAAAGAGGCGACACUCAUAUACGCGCGUUGCUUGUGUAAGGCUCGCCUCCAUCAUGUCCGGUGUAAGGUAUCUUACCCGCGUUAGGAAUGCGACGGAGAGCCAAGCUUCUCCUACGAAUACGGUGAAUCAGCAAGCUGCGUCUUCCACAGACUCCCGCCCAGGACAGCCUCAUCCAGUAGCUGCCCAUAACCCAACGCCCUCAGCCCCGUCAAAGGCCAAUGGACUGCUCAGCUCCGACUAUUACCUUCAGCUGGCCGAGAAGCUUUUAACUGCAGCGAGGCCUCCAUCUAACCAAACGGCCAAACCUCAAAACCCAUAUGAUGGUGUCCCUGUCACGUAUCUUCUUGAGCAGCUGCUCCUGCAUCGGGCAAGCAAAUCUCCUGGGAACGUGUUGGCUUUCAUCGACAACGAUCGCUGGAUCAGCAUCAUUUCAUUCUACGAAGAGGAAAUUGGUGUUCAGUAUCCGUUUCUUAACCUCGAAGAGCUAAAACGCCAGGUCACAGAAAAUGGCCCGAGGAGUUCAAAUGAUGGCCAUCAUCCGUCAUCACAGUCACCGUCGAGCACCAAAGUGAGCCGCAGUCAGAUCGAAAAUAUUGCGAUCCACAUAUUGGCCAUCAUAUCCAUCUUCGCAGAUGCACGAGCUAUAGGGAUAGCAAAUUCUUGGGUUGAAGAAACAUACGCAACGACCGUGGCAAAAACACAACUUCAAAGCGCCAUCAAUGCCGCCGAUUUGUGCUUGCUGAUUCUUGCUGCCAUCUUCUUCUUCCAUAGUGACCGAGAAGUCUUAGCUUGGAGAGCGAUUGGCAAUGUUCUCCGGCUUCUUCAGGAAAACAGCUCUCGAAAUUCGGGCGACCUGAGUCUUCAUGAGGGGAGUCAGAUUGCAGCGGCGGGCGAAAAGCUUUACUGGUGUGUCUACACACUUGAUCGCCGCUGGAGUUUUGGCACAGAUUUGCCGUUUGCGGUUCACGACACUGAGAUUGACCGACAUCCCAUGUUAGAGAACGAUUCACCUUCAACAUCUUACGUGAUAAGCAUGGUCUCCUAUUGUCGCAUCUCAUCAGAUGUGAGAAAAUGGUUACUGGAACCCAUAUCUGGCUCCGCGUCUGAUACGACACGCGACUUUCUCGACUUUCGCGUCGUGCAAUGGAAGCGCAACUUGCCCGCCAAUCUUCAAUAUGACCCUUCCAAAAAGUAUGAGCCAACAAGGGUUGACCGGGGAGAGUACAGAAUCCGCCUGCUUCUGUAUUUGAGGGCCAACCAAAUGAGGAUUAUCAUACACAGGACAUCGGCAAAUCGCCUCGCAUCAAAUAACCUUGACUCGUCCACAGCCAAUGUCUUGGCUGAAGUAUCCCAUGAUACAAUUCGUACCUUGGUUCGGCUCGCCGACGAAACCGAUAUUUAUCACGCACAACAUAAGACUUACAACCACUUUCUCGAAUCUGCCCUGUCCUCGAUGCUUCUGGUGCUGGGCAGCAUCAGCGACGAUGGCAAUCGAGCCUCGUGUCUUCAGGAUGCAUUCGAUGCCGUAGAGCUGAUUCAACGUCUGUCACUAACAUCACCCGUCUCGCAACGCCUCUUGGAACGGUUACGCAAUAUUCACGAGGCCAUGGAUAGCUUUCGAGCUCGAGGCAGCAGGGCAACAUCACAAAUGUCGUCAAGUCUUGAUGGAACGACAUCGCUACCGCAAACAACGUUUAGCCCUGAUCGGUCCAUGCCAUUUGCACGACUCGAAGCCGAUCAAGGCUAUGACAAUGGCUCCAGGACAAACAUGGACAGGGCAAGGGCAUCUGAGCAGCCAUUGGCGGUUUCGGUAUUGUCCGGUCGCAACGGGGCUGAGAGGGACCAGCAACAGCGCAGAAUAAUGGGGUAUUCUUUGGGCGGAAAUCAGACUAUGGCGUCGCCGUCUCAAUCUUUCCCUCAAACGUCGUCAGCCGCUGGCAUUACUACUGUAUCGCCGGAUAUAUCGCACUCAAGGCGUGGAUUCGACAUGUCCGGAACUAUCCUUAAUUUGGCUACUGACUUGCCUUUCAUGAAUUUCCCUGAGCUGGGCCAGUUUUUUGACGAUAACCCGGUCAAUUUCACGUUUUAA
This is a messenger RNA of Trichoderma citrinoviride, 2274 nucleotides long. RefSeq lists its product as hypothetical. Gene Ontology annotation, biological process: positive regulation of transcription from RNA polymerase II promoter by galactose; DNA-templated transcription. Lineage: Eukaryota; Fungi; Ascomycota; Sordariomycetes; Hypocreales; Hypocreaceae. Gene Ontology annotation, molecular function: DNA-binding transcription factor activity, RNA polymerase II-specific; zinc ion binding; RNA polymerase II cis-regulatory region sequence-specific DNA binding. Bases 1 to 2274 code for a protein of 757 amino acids. The transcript is spliced from 6 exons. Gene Ontology annotation, cellular component: nucleus. The record is from RefSeq and is a predicted model, not a curated record.